Anguilla rostrata (American eel) is the source of this 1633-nucleotide messenger RNA. RefSeq names its product C-x(9)-C motif containing 1 (gene cmc1). Gene Ontology annotation, cellular component: mitochondrion. Bases 52 to 477 code for a protein of 141 amino acids. The transcript is spliced from 4 exons. The record is from RefSeq and is a predicted model, not a curated record. NCBI's taxonomy places the organism in Eukaryota, Metazoa, Chordata, Actinopteri, Anguilliformes, Anguillidae.
UCUGCCCUGUGUCCAACCGGAGGAGAGCCUCACUGGAAAAACAGCACAUAGAUGCUGCAAUCAGCACAGCUGAGGCUUUUGGCAUUUUGUUUUUGUUGUGUCUAUAUAUUCAAUACUGUCUGCACCAAGGAUCCCGCUAAUGUGCUUAACCUCAUUUUGUGUAGCUGCCUCGAGGAGCCGUUCCUGCGGCAUGUGGAGGUGGACGUGCUCAUCCCCAAACUGAUGCGGGAGAAGGCCAAGGAGCGCUGUGUGGAAACGGUGGAAGCUUUCACCCACUGCUGUAAGGAAAGCGGGUUCCUGAUGGUGUUGAAAUGCCGGGAGCAGAACGCCGCGAUGAAGGAGUGCCUAACUGCUCAUUACAGAGAUCCAGCAUUUUUCGAAGAGUGCAAGCAGCAGUACAUCAAAGAGAAGCUGGAGUAUCAGAAGACAGGGAUUCCUGCGAAGAACAGGACGGCGAAAGUGCCCACGAGCAUGUAGGCCCGUGUCCGUCUGGGGAGGGAGCUCGUCUGCACUUUCGCCUUUUGUGUGUAAAAUGGAGAAAUUUAAGAAACAAAGCUUUGCCCUUUUGACUUUUGUGAUCAUUUCCAGCUCCUGUGAGGCAACAGGUAUAUAGCAUAUCUAUGCUCAGUGCAGACCCUUGUUUUAUUUCAUGUUUGGUACAGAAAUAGCUGGUCUCAUGCCUCUGUGAACAGAGCACUCACAGAUAUAGAAGCUGAAGCCAGUACACCUGAUUGUUUGCAUUCCAAAAGGAGAUUUUCUACAUUUAUAGAGCAGCCUACUUCCUUCCUGCUCCAACAUGACUGUACAUGGAGCACAUUCUGGAUGUGGUGCGUUUUCAGCAUAGAGUGGUUCCACUAAAACAGGAAACCUAGUCAGGCCGCUUGUUGUCUUCGUGCUCUACGCAUAUUGGAAGGUUUUUUGUUUCUCUUUCUUUAAUCUCCCAGCUUCUUCAAGUAAUGACAGCAGGAAAUGGGGGGGCAUGUGGGGACAGGUGUUGGGGGGGCGGGGGCGGGUGGGGGGGCGUCAUGUGGGGGUGUGUGGCUACGGGGACAGUACAGUGUGGGAGCGAAUGUCUUCCUCACGAGGUCCUCCAGCCUUGAACCUCACGCGUGUGCGUUCUGCACUUUUAAACAAUGAAAUGGAAAUGAAUUCCAUGGCGGGUGACGUGAUUGCGGGGGUGCCCCUGUGCGUCGGGGUGGAGGGAGUGUCAACUUUGACUCUGCCGGCGUUAAAAGCCUUAUUUAUAGCAGCACUUCCUGCGAGCUCACCUUUUAUCAUUCUGUACGCUAAUGAAAAGGCAACAAAUGUGUUUCUGCGGCAGAGUCUGCCGCGCUCGUGCCCAGAGGAGCGCCGCACAGACUCACAUCAGUCAGGAUAAUUCCCUCCCGCCUUUCCGGCAUGAUUGGUUGUGUAAAAAUGAGUGGUUUUCCCCCAGAUAAUUGUGCAUUGUUGAAGUGUUGAUAGGAUGAGCAAAAAUGAAUAAAAUGCUCAAAAAUGGUAUCGUGUGUUUGCUAUGUGUAUUUGCACUGAAACUAAAGUAAAAUUACCAUUAAAUUAUUAAAAUAACUUGGAGCACUGCUUCGGAGCACUUGUGUAUCAAUCAAAUAAUGCAAUAAACACUGAAAGGAUGUUG